Plasmodium relictum is the source of this 2019-nucleotide messenger RNA. RefSeq names its product JmjC domain containing protein (gene JmjC2). The transcript has a single exon. NCBI's taxonomy places the organism in Eukaryota, Apicomplexa, Aconoidasida, Haemosporida, Plasmodiidae. Gene Ontology annotation, molecular function: 2-oxoglutarate-dependent dioxygenase activity. The coding region runs from base 1 to 2019 and encodes 672 amino acids. The record is from RefSeq and is a predicted model, not a curated record.
AUGAAUAAAUCAAAAAAAGAAAGAAUUAAGAGCUAUUAUAAAUUAAUAAAUAAAAAUAUUAAAGACAUAUCUGAAGAUGAAAUAAAAACAGCACAUCUCUUUGAAAAAUUGAUAAAAAAAUAUAAUUUAAAAAAAGUAGAAAAAAUUAAUGUGCCUUUAAAUUAUUCAUCUAGUUACUUUUAUAAUUAUUAUUAUAAAAAAAAUCAGCCAGUUAUUAUUAAAAAUUUAAGCUAUAAAAUAGGAAAGUGCAUAAAAAAAUUUGAUAAUAAAAAUAUCAUUGAAAACAUCGGAAAAACAAAAGUAAGCAUACAUGUUAGUAAUUCUAAAUUUCUAAAUAACGUUAAUAAAAACUUUCGUUAUGUUCUAUCUUCAUUAGAAAAUUUUAUUUUUUUAAUUUCAGAAGAAGAUAAAAAAAAAAAAAAAAUUUCUAUUAAUUAUAACAAAGGAAAAAUAUAUGUAACAUUAAAGAAUAAAAAUUCAUAUGAAAUAAAAAAUCAAAAAAAAAAUAAUGAAAAUAGUAACAAUGAAGAUAGAUAUUAUAAAUUUAAAAAUGAAAGUUCUAUUAAAAAUUGUUCUUUAGAAAACAGCAUUUCGUUGAAUACUGAUGAAUACAAAAUUAAUAACUCUUUACUUAACGAAAUAAAAGAAAAUAAAAAUGAAAAUUAUAAUUACUAUUACUAUAGAUCAUUAGGUAUAAAUCAAUUUAAAGAAGUCUCAGAUAUAAAAAAAAUGAACUCUUUUAUUAAAGAUAAUUUCUUUUUACCGAAAGAGAUUUAUCCACCAUAUGAAUUUUUUGAAUUUUUUUCAUCAAUUUUACGAAUUGGUCAAACUAAUAUCUUUAUUUGGUUACAUUAUGAUAUGCCAGAUAAUUUUUUAAUUCAAAUAAGAGGAAGAAAAAAAAUUUUACUAAUUCAUCCCAAAUUCAUAAAAUAUUUUAAUAUUGUUGAUUCUUCAUCUUUUUAUAAUUUAUUCCUAAUUUUAUCCAAGAAAAAUUUAAAUAAAAAAGAAAAAAUUAUAAAAAAAAUACUUAUCAAAUAUUCUUUAGUUGCUGAUUUACUAGAAGGAGAUAUUUUAUUUAUUCCAUCAUUAUGGUUGCAUUAUGUUUAUAAUAUGCCUUUUCAUACUUAUAUAAAAAAAAAAUAUAGAAAUUUCCACCAGUACUUACUUGUUAACGAAAAAAAAUCUUCAUCUAAUCGUUCAAAGAAUUGUAAGGAACACAAAAUAAAAGAUAAUUUAAAUAAUUUCUAUUUAAAUUCUAAAUUUAAAAAUAUUACAAAAAAUAAGUCAUUAAAACAUUUUUUGCAUUUAAAAGAUGAGCAUCCUAUUUUAAAUUAUUUUUUUUUCAAAAAUAAAAAACAUUUAAAGAAAAAAAUGCUCUUUGGAAAAAAAAAAAAAAAAAAUCCAUUCAAAUUAUUUUUAAAUAAUAUUUUAAAUAGCAAUGAGGAAGAUAUAUGUAAUUAUUAUAAAAUUCAUAGAGAUCAAAUUGCUAUUGAUAAAAAUGAUUUAAUAAAGCAUUAUAGUCAUUUAGAAAAUUACGAAGAAUAUUUAAGUAAAGAGUUCAAUGUUUGUAUUAAUGAAAGUAAAAAUAAGGAUGAUAAAGCUAACUUUAAUGAAAUAGACAAAGAAAGAAAAAUUCGCAUGAAGAAAAGUGAAGAACAAAUUGAAAAUAUUAAUAACUUGAAGAACAAUAGUUAUGAACAUCUAAAAAAUAAUAGUAUAACUGAAAAAGAAAAAAAUAAUAAAUUAACAAAAAAAAAAAGUAACACUUGUAAAGAUUUUUCAUUAAAUACCAAAUUAAAUAUUAGUGUUAAUUACUUUUUUAGAAAAAAAAAAGAAAAAUGUCUUUUUAACAAAAAGGAUUUAUAUGGAAACCAAGAUAUUAAUGUUGCUAAUCAAAUUUUUAAAAAAAUUCAAAAAGAAAUAAAACCUAUAAUAUCUAUGUCAUCUAACUAUAAAAAUUUUUAUUUGCAAAAAAUACAAGGGUUACUUUUUUCUUAUAUUGAUGAGGAAUAUAUAUAA